This is a messenger RNA of Armigeres subalbatus, 2690 nucleotides long. RefSeq names its product septin-interacting protein 1 (gene sip1). Gene Ontology annotation, molecular function: nucleic acid binding. The transcript has 2 exons. Bases 162 to 2624 code for a protein of 820 amino acids. Gene Ontology annotation, biological process: spliceosomal complex disassembly. The record is from RefSeq and is a predicted model, not a curated record. NCBI's taxonomy places the organism in Eukaryota, Metazoa, Arthropoda, Insecta, Diptera, Culicidae. Gene Ontology annotation, cellular component: U2-type post-mRNA release spliceosomal complex.
GGUAAACAGAGGGCAAACAAAAUUUGGAAAGCAAACCAAAAUUUAUUUUAUUUCUGUCAUCAUCUGAAAACGCUGAAAAUCGAUUCAAUCUCAUCGGAAAUCAGAUUGUUGUAACGAUAGUGUAAUAAUUAUUAUUUUGGUAUAAACUUCAAAUCUUCACCAUGGCAGACGAGGAGUACGAGCGUUUUGAGAUCACCGACUACGAUCUGGACAAUGAGUUCAAUCCGAAUCGCCGCAAUCGGCGUCCAACCAAGCACCAGCAAAUCUACGGCAUUUGGGCGGACGAGGAUUCGGAAAACGAAGAUCCCGAUGAAGGGUCUUCGCGACGCGGUCGUGGCCGCCUCGGUAAGAAACCAAAAGAUUAUACGGCCCCGAUUGGUUUUGUGGCCGGUGGUAUCCAGCAGGCGGGUAAGAAGAAGGUAGAGGAAAAAAAGGAAAGCGAUGGCGAGCAGGAGGAUGAUGAUGAGGACGAUCGGCCGCGGUUUGGAGGGGCCCCGAGCGGGACCAGUUCGGAAUCCGAGUCGGAAGUGGUGGCAAGGGCAAACGAUUUCCGAUCGAUGGCUGGAUUUAGGAAGUAUCCGGCUCGAAGUGGUGGACCAUCAGUUGGGAAGGGAGUUGGCGGAUGGGAGCAGCACACAAAAGGAAUUGGGGCGAAGCUUCUACUGCAGAUGGGUUACCAGCCUGGAAAAGGUUUGGGUAAGGAUUUGCAGGGAAUUGCAGCUCCUAUCGAGGCUCACUUGAGGAAGGGCCGGGGAGCUAUUGGAGCGUAUGGUCCGGAGAAGAAAACGGUGGUCAUGGAUCAGAAGUUGAAGAAGGAGAAGGAAGAUACGAAGGAAAUUAAGGACAAAGAUGCCAGUCAACAGUGGAGGAAGGAUAAGCACAAAGGGCGAUACUUCUAUAAAAGCGUGGAGGAUGUGAUUGAAAAAGGGAAGAGAACGUACACUCUAUUUGAUAAGAAUUCGAAGCUAAGUAAUGUAAAGGUAAUUGAUAUGACCGGGCCAGAGAGUAGAGUUUUGAGCGGAUAUCAUGCCCUGGGACAGGCGAAAGUGGUGGACGAAGAUCUCUACGAUUCCAAAGCAACGAAGGAAACAUCCAAUUUUGGGUUGCCUGAAUUGGUGCACAACUUGAACUUGAUCGUCGAAUAUUGCGAACAAGAUAUAAUUGCUAUAGACAAGCAGAAGUGUGAAGCAAAAGAUCGAGAGGAGCAGCUGGAAAUAGAAAAGGAAAAUUUGAUUCGGAUCACACAGCUGGAGGAAGAUUACAUUCAAACCUUGGAAGGAGCUUUGGAUUUGGUGAAGGCGUUGGUCGAACCUGAAAGCGGUUCCGUUUCUUUGGAAGAGUGUGAAAGGAUUUUCGUACGAAUUCAAGGCGAUUUCCCUGCAGAGUAUAGGGAAUUCGGUUUGGCAGAUUUGGCUCCAGGAGUUGUUGCUCCUCUAAUAGCUGCUCGUCUCAAAGAAUGGAAUCCAUUCAUAGACCCAACUCUCCAUUUAGACUUGUUCAAACGAUGGCGUUCCAUAUUGGGUUCUUCAGAUACGGAGAAACGUAACCUUCUGGAUCCUUACUCGGGUUUGAUUUGGUCUGGAGUUAUUCCAAGCAUUCGUUCUGCUGCUACAACUUGGGAUCCCCGGAUUCAUCAACCGAUGAUUGCUCUUCUGGACGCUUGGGCUCCUCUACUGCCGUCGUGGAUCUUGGACAAUGUCUUGGAACAGAUUGUCAUGAAUAAGCUGACUACGGCUGUCGGGGAGUGGGAUCCGCUGACGGACACCAUUCCGAUUCACAUCUGGAUUCAGCCAUGGGCUGGAAUACUGGGUUCGAAGAUGGAAUCCAACAUUUAUCCGACCAUUCGAGAGAAACUGAGCAAGGCUUUGAAGGCCUGGAAUCCCGAGGAUCGUUCGGCACGGGCGAUGAUCACCCCCUGGAAAGGUGUUAUGGCUGACGAGGAUCUGCAGGUGUUCUUGACAAAGAACAUUAUUCCGAAGCUGGAGUUACGAUUGACGGAGCUGGUGAUUAACCCGUUGCAGCAAGACUUGGAAAUCUUCAAUCAAGUAUGGGAAUGGAGCGAACUGAUCUCCACCAUCCAGAUGGCGUCCAUUCUGGACAAGUUCUUCUUCCCCAAAUGGAUCCAAACUUUAGUGCUUUGGUUGAAUCAAUCGCCCAACUUCGACCAAGUCACCCGAUGGUACCAAGGCUGGAAGUCUCAAUUCACCGAAGACAUCAUUCGGCAAGCGAACAUCAAAGAAAGCUUCCGCAAGGCAUUGGAACUGAUGCAGCGCUCGAUCGGCAUUACAACCGGAUCGUCGUCUACGUCUUCCUCCUCGGCAUCAGUCACGGUGGAACCGAUGGACACGAUACCGCCACCUCCAAAACCGCCCAUUAUUUCCGACAUUCACGUCGAUGCGUCCCCAACGUUGGAGUUCAAGGAGUUGGUGUCGCAGAAGUGUGCCGAGCGGGGAAUCAUCUUUGCGCCGAUGCCCGGCCGACGGGAGAUGGGGAAGCAGGUGUACCGAGUGGGCAAACUGUUUUGCUACAUCGAUCGGUCGGUUUGUAUCGUCAGCUUGGACGGAGGUGUCAACUGGACGCCGAUUUCGCUGACGGCGUUGAUCGAACGGGCCAUAAGUGGAUAAAAUGUGAGUAAAUAAGGGGAGAAAGUUUGUUCGAAAAAGUAAUUUAUUAAUACAGAUUAAUAUCAC